AUAACAAAAACUGAACAUGAAAAUGUUUACUUGGGAGAUUGUGGAUCAUACGAUCCUUAAAAAACUUCUUGUAGUUUUGCUUUGUGCAUUUUUGUUUUGGAAGAUCAUUAGAUACAUGUGUGGUCUUCUCAAAGUAGAGAAGGAACCGGUCACAGUAUUGGUCACCGGUGCUGCAGGGCAAAUUGGUUAUGCUCUCGUUCCAAUGAUUGCAAGAGGAAUGAUGUUAGGCCCAAAUCAGCCUGUAAUUCUGCAUAUGCUUGAUAUUGAGCCAGCAGCAGAGGCCCUUAAAGGGGUAAAGAUGGAACUAACUGAUGCUGCUUUCCCACUUCUUAAAGGUGUUGUUGCUACUACUGAUGUUGUUGAAGCUUGCAAAGAUGUCAACAUUGCCAUUAUGGUGGGUGGAUUCCCACGGAAGGAAGGAAUGGAAAGAAAAGAUGUGAUGUCUAAGAAUGUUUCAAUUUACAAGGCUCAAGCUUCAGCCUUGGAGGAGCAUGCUGCUGCAGAUUGUAAAGUGCUAGUGGUUGCCAAUCCAGCAAACACUAAUGCUCUCAUUCUGAAAGAAUUUGCUCCUUCAAUCCCAGCGAAAAAUAUCACAUGUCUCACUAGACUUGAUCACAAUAGAGCAUUAGGCCAAAUCUCAGAGAGGAUAAAUGUUCAUGUCAGUGAUGUAAAAAAUGUCAUCAUUUGGGGCAAUCAUUCUUCAACUCAAUAUCCUGAUGUCAACCAUGCAACUAUCACCACAAGUGGAGGGAUGAAGCCUGUCAGAGAUUUAAUUGCUGAUCACAAUUGGCUAAACACUGAGUUCAUCACCACUGUUCAGCAACGUGGGGCUGCAAUUAUCAAAGCUAGGAAGUUAUCUAGUGCAUUAUCAGCAGCAAGUGCUGCUUGUGAUCAUAUACGUGAUUGGGUUCUAGGUACUCCUAAGGGAACGUGGGUUUCAAUGGGAGUGUGUUCUGAUGGAUCUUAUGGCAUACAACCUGGUCUCAUUUACUCUUUUCCGGUUACAUGUGAGAAAGGGGAAUGGAACAUUGUGCAAGGGCUCAAGAUAGACCAGUUCUCUAGGGACAAGAUGGAUAAAACGGCCCAAGAGCUCAUUGAGGAGAAAACAUUGGCUAAAUCAUGUCUCAAUUGAUGACCACCCAUGUUUACUUAGCAAUUGUGGCUAUUGAAAAUAAAAAGGGACACUUUCCUCAAUAAUAGUUGGUUUUUUUAAUGCAUGCUUACACGAGAAUAUGGCCUUUCAAAUGGAAUAAAAUGUGGAAGUUCCCUUCUUGUUAUAUUUAUAGCUAUUCAAAAGAAAUGAUAUCACACUCUGCGAGCAUUUUAGUGCAA
Molecule: messenger RNA, 1332 nt
Organism: Lotus japonicus
Lineage: Eukaryota; Viridiplantae; Streptophyta; Magnoliopsida; Fabales; Fabaceae
Product: malate dehydrogenase, cytoplasmic-like
Exons: 7
Coding region: 17-1132 (371 amino acids)
Biological process (GO): malate metabolic process; oxaloacetate metabolic process; tricarboxylic acid cycle
Molecular function (GO): L-malate dehydrogenase (NAD+) activity
Source: RefSeq, a predicted model, not a curated record